GGUGAAGCCUAUAUAGACUAAUCUGUGCCUAUAUAAAUUCUGUUUCUGUGCAAUGGUAAUGGUCGUCCAAUAAUGUCUGCAGCAAGUAAACAUCGUUACGCAUCACGGCAUCACGCGCCACGGUUCUUAUGGAUGGAAGUGUAGAGGUGCCUCCAAAAUUUGAGAUUUCGGCCGCUACAAGAAAUCUAAAAUCGCGGUGGAAGUGUUCUAUCAAUUUGCGUGACCAGUGCUUAAAUUAGCAGUACAUCAUCAUUCCAACUUCUCGCCAUGAAGUUGGUGGAUAAUGUCGUCCGCAGCUUUAAGGUUGCGAAGGUAUUCCGCGAAAAUACGGAUAAGAUAAAUAACAUAGACUUUUCUGCCAGUGGAGAUACUUUAAUAUCGUGCAGUGAAGAUGAUCAAAUUGUUAUUUAUGACUGUGAAAAAGGAACCCAAAUGCGAACGGUAAACAGCAAAAAGUAUGGUGUGGAUCUGAUUCACUUCACCCAUGCAAAGAACACAGCCAUUCACAGCUCUACCAAAAUCGACGAUACAAUUAGAUAUUUAUCUCUUCAUGAUAACAAAUACAUUCGUUACUUCCCUGGUCACUCCAAGAAAGUGGUCACGAUUUGUAUAUCACCAAUAGAGGAUUCAUUUUUGUCUGGUUCUCUCGACAAAACGUUACGUUUGUGGGAUCUGCGGUCUCCUAACUGUCACGGUUUAAUGCAUUUAUCCGGUCGUCCUGUAGCAGCCUAUGAUCCUGAAGGACUCAUCAUUGCGGCUGGUGUUAAUUCUGAGAGUAUAAAACUGUAUGAUCUCCGAUCCUUUGAUAAAGGACCCUUCCUUACGUUUAAACUUAAUCAAGAAAAAGAAUGUGACUGGACGGGGCUGAAGUUUAGUCAAAAUGGGAAAACCAUUUUAAUAUCUACGAAUGGCUCCAUUAUUAGGCUAAUAGAUGCAUUUCAAGGUACACCCCUACAGACAUUCACGGGUCAUUUAAAUAAUAAAGGUAUUCCAAUCGAAGCAUCAUUCAGUCCCGAUUCCCAGUUUAUUUUCAGUGGGUCCACAGAUGGUAGAAUUCAUGUAUGGAAUGCUAAUACUGGUUACAAAGUGUGUGUGCUCAACGGCGAUCAUCCUGGCCCUGUACAGUGUGUUCAGUUUAGUCCUAAGUACAUGAUGUUGGCAUCUGCUUGCACGAAUAUGGCAUUUUGGCUUCCAACUGCAGAUGAAUCCUAAAUCCGAA
Bemisia tabaci is the source of this 1219-nucleotide messenger RNA. NCBI's taxonomy places the organism in Eukaryota, Metazoa, Arthropoda, Insecta, Hemiptera, Aleyrodidae. The record is from RefSeq and is a predicted model, not a curated record.